CUUUCAGAUAAAAAAAAAAGUAUCCAUUUAUUUGAAUACUAAAAACCUGAGAUGGGUAUUCGUUUGCCAUCGAUGAUUCUAAAUGCAAAACAAAUUCUGAAGAAGCAGUCUACUACGAGUAGAAAUCAACCAGACGUUCCCAAAGGCCACAUUGCAGUUUAUGUUGGAGAGUUACAAAUGAAGAGAUUUGUGGUUCCAAUAUCUUACUUGAAUCACCCUUUAUUCCUUGAUUUGUUACACCGAGCAGAGGAAGAGUUUGGCUUCAAUCAUCCAAUGGGUGGCCUCACCAUUCCAUGCAAAGAAGAUGCUUUCAUUGAUCUCACUUCUCGGUUAUGUUAUGCCUCAUGAAGAACAAUGAACAACUUAAAGUCCUCCAAAAUUUUGACCUAUAUAUUUCUUCCUUUUUGUUAUAACUUUGGCUAGAUUAGAAGAUCGAGUUGUAGUAUAACCAUGUGUAAAUUUUUCCACAUGCAAGUGGGUGGAGAAAGAUAAAAUUCUCUCUCUCCCUCUGUAAAUCAAUAG
Messenger RNA from Pistacia vera, 522 nucleotides. RefSeq names its product auxin-responsive protein SAUR21-like. Gene Ontology annotation, biological process: response to auxin. The coding region runs from base 52 to 348 and encodes 98 amino acids. The record is from RefSeq and is a predicted model, not a curated record. NCBI's taxonomy places the organism in Eukaryota, Viridiplantae, Streptophyta, Magnoliopsida, Sapindales, Anacardiaceae. The transcript has a single exon.